This is a messenger RNA of Galeopterus variegatus (Sunda flying lemur), 1861 nucleotides long. RefSeq names its product olfactory receptor 10R2. Gene Ontology annotation, cellular component: membrane. Bases 55 to 996 code for a protein of 313 amino acids. Lineage: Eukaryota; Metazoa; Chordata; Mammalia; Dermoptera; Cynocephalidae. Gene Ontology annotation, biological process: G protein-coupled receptor signaling pathway. The record is from RefSeq and is a predicted model, not a curated record. Gene Ontology annotation, molecular function: G protein-coupled receptor activity; olfactory receptor activity. The transcript has a single exon.
CUGUAAGUCUCUUGACUUCAUCAUAUUGAUUUUAUUCUGUGGGAUCGACUCUUUAUGGCUAAUUCCUCUUCUGUCACUGAGUUCCUACUCCUGGGUUUCUCCAGCCUUGGGGACUUGCAGCUUGUCCUCUUUGUGGUCUUUCUCUGCCUCUAUCUGAUCAUCUUGAGUGGAAACAUCAUUAUCGUCUCAGUCAUCCGUUUGGAUUGCAGCCUCCACACCCCCAUGUACUUCUUCCUGGGUGUCCUUUCUAUCUCUGAGAUCUUCUACACAAUUGUUAUCCUGCCCAAGAUGCUUAUCAACCUGCUCUCAGUAUUCCGGACACUCUCCUUCGUGAGUUGUGCCACCCAGAUGUUCUUCUUCCUCGGUUUCGCUGUCACCAAUUGCCUGCUUCUGGGAGUGAUGGGUUAUGAUCGCUAUGCUGCCAUCUGCCAGCCUUUGCACUACCCCAUUCUCAUGAGCUGGAGAGUAUGUGGACAACUGGCAGCAACUUGUGUUGUUAGUGGCUUCCUAAUAUCUCUUCUGGGAACAACUUUGGUCUUUAGCCUCCCUUUCUGUGGCUCCAACAAGGUCAACCACUACUUUUGUGAUAUUUCACCAGUCAUCCGUCUUGCCUGUGCUGAAAGUUACACCAAUGAACUAGUCAUCUUUAUCUGUGGAGUCUUGGUGCUUCUUGUGCCCUUGAUCUUCAUCUGCAUCUCUUAUGGCUUCAUUGUCCACACCAUCCUGAAGAUUCCAUCAGCUGAAGGCAAGAGAAAAUCCUUCUCCACCUGUGCUUCCCAUCUCAUUGUGGUCAUUGUUCAUUAUGGCUGUGCUUCCUUUGUCUACCUGCGACCCUCUGCGAAAUACACAUCAGGCAAAGACAGGCUGGUGACAGUGACCUAUACCAUCAUCACCCCACUGUUGAACCCCAUGGUGUACAGCCUCAGGAACAAAGAUGUACAGCUGGCCAUUUGGAAAAUGAUUGGGAGGUCUGGAUUUUCUCUUAAGACUUUAUAAUCAGAACACUUUUCAACAGUGCAUACACGUUUUGGGCUAAUUGUGUCACUAAUUUUUUAAUUCAUGAGAGCAUCUAAUCUUAUUUAUCUGUCUGUAUGGCCUUGCCUAAGUUGUCUGACAUUUUGGACAUUAAUGUUCUCCUAUGUUAAGCAGGGAUAGUAGUACUUCCUUUUCAGGAGUGUUGUAAAGAUUAAGGAAGAUGACAAAGUAUCUAGCAGUAAAGGAUAAUUCUUUUUCUCCUCCUCUUUUCCCUCUAGAGUUAUAGUUCUUAAAAAGAUCUUAACAAACAUUACCCCUUGCCCUACAUUUCUCUUGCUUGUCCAAAAUCUCUGACUGUACUCUUUGUUUAAGGUUAUGUCCAGCUUAAAAUGAAGCAUCUGGAUCUGAAGGUGGCUCAGAUCUCAUAGUAUGACAUGAAAGGAAAAAAUAUUACCAUGCUAAUAAUUAGAUGAUUUCAGAUUUGACACUGGUUAGGUCAUAGUUUAAGCUAUUAUUCCUCUCUGAAUAUGUGUUUUAAUACAUGGGAAAUGGGAUAAUGUCAUUUUCCUUUUCGGCUUCACAGGGUUUUUGUGUAUCUAAUAGAUAAUACAAAAGCAAGCAUGUGUAAAAUGUAAAACUGUAUAAAACGUAAGACCCGUAUUAGACAAGGUUUUGCACAUCUUUGCAAGGAUUUUAUUCCUUUCAGAGUCUCCUAAAAAGGCAUUUCAGGAUGUUUUUUCUGACCACUCCUUUUAACCACUCCUUAUGUAACAUAGAAGAUAGGUUGUCAGAAGAUAAAUGAAUUGAAAAGAAUGAUCCACCAUCCUGUCCCACUUCAGGCUGAAGAUGCUUACAUGGCUUUCCAUACUGACUUUAUUAAGAAGAG